This is a messenger RNA of Triticum urartu, 1266 nucleotides long. Its product is annotated as transcription initiation factor TFIID subunit 7. Gene Ontology annotation, biological process: RNA polymerase II preinitiation complex assembly; transcription initiation at RNA polymerase II promoter. NCBI's taxonomy places the organism in Eukaryota, Viridiplantae, Streptophyta, Magnoliopsida, Poales, Poaceae. Gene Ontology annotation, molecular function: RNA polymerase II general transcription initiation factor activity. Gene Ontology annotation, cellular component: transcription factor TFIID complex. The record is from RefSeq and is a predicted model, not a curated record.
AAAUCUAAAAAAGAGGGGAAAAGGAAACGCACGAGCAGAGCUCGUCGUCUUGGGCGUGGCGGUGCUCUGCUCCAUCGAUCCCCACCCCACCCAAAUCGGAGCCACGCUCGCCUGUGGGAUCCUCCUCCACCACCGCCCUAAUUCCUCCCUCCAAGCCUCCUCUCCAUCCCGGACCUCCGCCACUGCGGAGUGGCUGGCCGGGGACUCUUGGCGCCGGAGACGGGAGCGGGGCAUCGCCGGCGACCGGAGAGGAGAGUCGAGGGGAGGCUCGCGCUUCGGAAACGGUCGUCUUCGCCGUCGUCCCGGAGCCGUGGGCGCACGCGCGGCGGAGCUAGGGGAGGCCCCGGCCAGGGGCCACUGCGAGUUCGGUUCCCCACGGUGUAAUUGCCAUGGAUGAGCAGUUCAUCCUCCGUGUGCCCCCUUCUGUGGCAGAGCAGAUCGAGCGUCUUAUGAACGAAUCUGCUGCCGGCUCAUCCUCCAACCCCGAGGAUGCCUCCCUCGACCUCUCCUUCUCAGAUGAUGGAAGAAGUGGCACAUUUAUGAUUGGUAACCAGAGCUUUCCUGCAUCUCUCUUGGAUCUCCCAACUGUUGUGGAGUCAUAUAAGACAUAUGAUGAUUCAUUCUUAGUUAAAGCUGCUGAUAUUGGUCAGAUGGUAAUGGUAAGAGAAGAUGUUGAUCCUGCUCCAGAAGAAGUUGAAUACAAGCAUGGACUUACUCCUCCAAUGAGGGAUGCACGUAGGCGACGUUAUCGCAGAGAGCCUGACUUGAAUGCAGAGCUUGUUCACCGAGUUGAGAAGGAUCUUAUAAGUAUUAUGCAUGGAGUGUCUGUCAGUAUCCUUUUGAAGGUGGUGAAGGUGGGGGUGGUGAAGGUGGUGACCGCAAGAAAGCUGCACCAGCUCCUGCACCCAAGCCAGACGCUCAAGAGCCUGCUGCAAAUGGCGAAGAAGCUGAGCCUGAGAGGAGUGACUCUGACGAUUCGGAGAACUGAAGUGGACCAGAAUAGAUACUGCAGCUGCCGUUGGCCGCGCAGUCUGGUGAAUUAAGCGAUUCAGAUCAGAGAAAGUGUAUUUUUACCAAGCAAGGGCGCUUGUUGUCUUUUUAGGACCUAUUGGUUAUCAUCUGAAUAAUAUAGGAGUGUGCGACUUUGCACCAUGGUGGAAGAGGUCAUAAGGGUGAUUGUAACUGCUGCUAUUUCCUGAAUUUUGCACUCCAGUUCGGUUACUUCCAACGACGAAUUUGAUGAGAUAUCACCAUAAUUUUAGUCUA